This is a messenger RNA of Mizuhopecten yessoensis (Yesso scallop), 4840 nucleotides long. RefSeq names its product DNA mismatch repair protein Msh2-like. Gene Ontology annotation, cellular component: MutSalpha complex; nucleus. NCBI's taxonomy places the organism in Eukaryota, Metazoa, Mollusca, Bivalvia, Pectinida, Pectinidae. Gene Ontology annotation, biological process: mismatch repair; mitotic recombination. The record is from RefSeq and is a predicted model, not a curated record. Bases 45 to 2834 code for a protein of 929 amino acids. The transcript is spliced from 27 exons. Gene Ontology annotation, molecular function: ATP binding; ATP-dependent DNA damage sensor activity; mismatched DNA binding.
AAGUGCUGAGCUGUCCGAAGUUUCCCGCGAGUAUAUGGAAAGGAAUGGCUCUUCAACCAAAACAAGAGUUGCAACUGGAUGGCAUACAAGAACAAGGAUUUCUGUCAUUCCACAGAUCCUUACCAGAGAAAUCCAGUACCACCCUGAGAGUUUUUGACAGAAAUGACUACUACACCGUCCAUGGCUCAGAUGCUGUGUUUGUUGCCAAGGAUGUGUACAAAACUGCUGGUGUCAUCAAAAUGCUUGGAGCAGGUGAGAAGAAGCUGGAGUCUGUGGUCCUGAGUAAAAUGAACUUUGAGUCAUUGGUACGAGAUCUGUUACUGGUACGACAGUACCGUGUGGAGGUAUACCGUAACAAGGGUGGCUCCAAAAACAAUGACUGGUCGCUGGCAUUCAAGGCCUCCCCCGGUAACCUGACACAGUUUGAAGAGAUCCUUUUUGGGAACACAGACAUGUCUACCUCUGCAGGGGUCAUAGCUGUAAAGAUUGGCACUGACACAGGCCAGCGGCAAGUAGGAGUUGGAUAUGCUGAUGCUACCCUCAGAAAAUUCAUGGUCAGCGAGUUCAUGGACAACGACCAAUUCUCUAACCUUGAGGCACUGAUAGUCCAGUUGGGUCCAAAGGAGUGUCUCAUCAUGUCUGGGGAGAUCGGUGCUGAUGCAGGCAAACUGAAGCAAGUGCUGGACCGAAGUGGUCUGCUGGUGACUGAACGCAAAAAAUCUGACUUUUCCUCAAAGGAUGUCAUUCAAGACUUGAACAGGCUAUUGAAAUUUAAGAAAGGAGAGCAAGGGAACAGUGCAUCUCUGCCUGAAACAGAAAAGGCACAGGCCAUGACCUCCCUUUCAGCUUUGAUCAAGUAUUUAGAGCUGUUGUCAGAUGAAGAAAACUUUGGUCAAUUUAGUUUGUCCCUGUUUGAUCUGGGUCAGUACAUGAAGCUGGACGCUGCAGCAGUGAGAGCCCUCAACCUUCUUCCCAGCACAGUCGAAGGUGGAAACAAGAACCAGAGUAUACUUGGAUUACUAAACAAGUGUAAGACUGCCCAAGGUCAAAGGUUAUUGUCACAGUGGGUCAAACAACCUCUGGUAGAUCUUAAUAAAAUCGAGGAGCGCCUAAAUGUGGUACAAGUAUUUGUGGAGGACACAGAACUCAGACAGACAUUACAGGAUGAGCAGCUAAGAAAAAUUCCAGAUUUCCAGAGAUUAGCCAAAAAGUUUCAGAGAAAGAGAGCUACACUACAAGAUUGUUACAGGGUGUACCAAGCCAUAGACAAGAUGCCUUACCUGCUUGAGGUAUUAGAGAAACAUGAAGGAGAACACCAGUCACUACUUAUGGAGCUGUUCACAAACCCGGCCAAGGAAUUAUUGAUGGAUUUUGCCAAGUUCCAGGAAAUGAUCGAAACAACAAUGGACCUGGCUCAGGUAGAAAGCCAUGAUUUUGUGAUCAAAGCUGAUUUUGAUGAAGCCCUUGCAGCCCUUAGAGAACAAAUUGAUGAGCUUGAAAACAACAUCAAAGGCCAGAUGAACAAGGUGGCAAGAGAUUUAGGAGUAGAACCAAACAAAGUGCUCAAGCUUGAGAGUAACAGCCAGCUGGGAUACUUCUUCAGGGUCACAAGGAAGGAAGAAAAGGCUCUGAGGAACAACAAAAAUUACACGACCAUUGAUACAAAAAAAGAUGGAGUUCGUUUCCACAACAAUGCUGUGCGUCGCAUGAAUGAGGAAUUCCUGAAGGCAAAGGAGGAUUAUAAUGAGCAACAGAAGAGUGUGGUUGCUGAGAUCAUUACAAUAGCAGCGGGAUAUGUGGAGCCGAUGCUACUGUUGAAUGACAUCAUUGCCCAGUUAGAUGUGCUUGUGAGUUUCGCCCAUGUUGCUGUUUCUGCACCGAUUGCUUAUAUACGACCAAAACUGUUCGCAAAAGGAAGUGGUAAAAUUCAGUUGACAGAGGCAAGACACCCUUGCUUAGAGAUGCAGGAUGAUGUGGCAUUCAUACCCAAUGAUGCUGGUUUCACUAAAGACAAACAAAUGUUCCAUAUCAUAACUGGUCCAAAUAUGGGAGGAAAAUCUACAUACAUCCGCUCUGUAGGAGUGGUAGUGUUGAUGGCACAGAUGGGAUGCUACAUUCCGUGUGCUGAAGGGGAGAUCACCAUUGCAGACAGCAUACUGGCACGUGUCGGAGCAGGGGAUAGUCAGCUUAAAGGCGUGUCAACAUUCAUGGCAGAGAUGUUGGAAACCGCCUCUAUCCUCAGGUCAGCAACAGAAGAUUCUUUGAUAAUCAUAGAUGAGUUAGGAAGAGGAACAUCAACUUAUGAUGGGUUUGGUCUGGCCUGGGCAAUUUCUGAAUAUAUUGCUACCAAAAUUAAGGCCUUUUGUCUGUUUGCCACCCACUUCCAUGAGUUGACAGCCCUGUCAGAUGUUGUGCCUACUGUCAACAACCUGCAUGUAACAGCACUCACAACCAACGACACUCUUACCCUGCUGUACAGGGUCAAACCAGGUGUGUGUGACCAAAGCUUUGGUAUCCAUGUGGCAGAGCUGGCUCACUUCCCUAAAAAUGUUAUAGAGUUUGCCAAGAACAAAGCCAGUGAGCUAGAGGAUUUUCAGAAUGUCUGUCUGUCUGGAACAGAUUUGGAAGGCGAUUCAGAGCCAGCUGUCAAGAAACGCAAACUUGUAAAAGAGGAAGGUGAGGACAUCAUCAAAGAUUUCCUGUCUAAAGUGAAAAAAUUGCCACUGUCAAGCUUAUCUCCUGAUGAGGCUAUCGCAGAACUCAACAAACUUAAGGCCUGUGUGAAGGAGAAGAAUAAUCCUUAUGUUGAGGAUGUGAUCUCGAGGGGAAAAUGAAGCAACCUCAUUUCCUUGUGUAAAGGAAAAUAAUGAUGUCCAAAUGGUUAAUGCAAGUUAGGUGACCAGCCUGUACUGAAGAUGAUGUAGAGGGGAUGUUAUCUUUAGAGAAAAGUGAGGCUUUCAUUUUUACUGACAUGUGUUAAGGAGAAAGUCGUAUCCAAAGACAAGUUAGGUGACAAUCUUGUACUGAAGAUGAUGUAGAAGGGAUGUUAUCUUUAGAGAAAAGUGAGGCUACCAUCUUUACUGGCAUGUGUUAAGGAGAAAGUGGUAUCCAAAGACAUGUUAGGUGACAAUCUUGUACUGAUGAAGGUGUAAAUCACUUCAGUUGAUACUACCUUGAAUAGACAGGCCAGUCUCUUAAACAUCAGGCAUAUGUCGUGAUACAGCAGUUACUCCAAUACAUUGUUUAGACAUUGACAUCUGCUAUGACGUGAACAAAAUUCUGUAAACGAUUAAAAUUCAAGACUUUGAGACUGUUUCAAGGUAGUACAAAGACGUUGUUAUUGUGUUGUUGCAACCAAGAAUGGACUGUAGGUCAUCAAUGUUACUGCCCAGAGACAUUACACUGUUAGUGGAGCCUUCUUGGUCAGUCUUUAACAGUAUUAUUCUGUAUUGAAAUUUUGUGCAGCAAGUUGUUGCUCAAAGGUAGGGAGGUCCCAUAUCAGCUGUUGCUAGUGCUACAUUUUACAGAUGACAUGGCAAAUUUUGUUUCUGAAGUUCAUGUACAGAACUUUGUUAAAAGAAAGAGGUGACAUCACACACCCAGGACCUUGGUAAUCAUACUCCAGAUCACAUGUUAUUAACAUAUUUUCAAGUACUGCAUUUCCAUCAUUUCUGAGCACUGAGGAAGCUAUAUUAAGAAUGAUGCCCUGUCAUACUUUGAACCUUCAUGUUAUGAUAUGUCUAGAUAAGAAAUUAUCAGCUGCCUGAAGCAUUACUGUACCUCAGGGAUUUGGGAAACUUAAUUAUAUGAACAUUGCACAAGAAAGGUCAUUUUUAUUGGCUUUUUAAAAGUCGAAGCAAUACAUAAACUAUCAGUUUUAGGGACAUAUUGUAUAUGAUCAUUGUUUCAUUCUGAGAAAGAGAGGCAUGUCUUCGACUUAUCAGUAGACAGUUGCAUGUGACAUUUUUAUUUUUUUACUAAUUGUAUCAAAGCUUCUUUUGAAAUUGAUGUAUCUGACAUGUGAUCACAUUACUUCAAUAUUAUCGUCUUCAGAUCUCCUUCAUUUUAUGUCAUUCCUCCAUAAUCUUGAUUUCAACUCUAUUUGUUUUUCUUUCAAAUACUGUUUAUAUGAUUUCCGUUUUAUUUUGUUAUCAGUUCUUGAAUAUUAUUAUUUUCUGGCAACUCUGUCAAAAAAUUGUGGUAACUUCGAUUCAGACUAGCAGUGAAGUUGUUAUCCACUUAAUUAUGUAAUUACACUACUCAAAGAUUGAUUAUAACAUAAGUGCUUUUAUGAAUUCAUGAAGUUCAUGCAUGGGUUUGAAUGUGGUUGUGAAUGAAUUUGAAAUAUGGAAAUGUGUGGAAAGUUAAUGUAAAAAUCUGCAGAUAAAAAGAAAUAUAGAAUGUUUCUGAAUAUUUUCAGGUUUGAUACAUACACAUAUGUAUACAAUAUCAGGAACUAUCUUGAUAUGUUGGCACCAAUCAUGGGAUAUGAUUAAAGUAGCGAAAUGUUUCAGAAAGUGCACUGCUUCAUAGCUCAUUGGAGAGUAUUGUAACGUGAUCAUGAAUAACUGUCAUGGUCGAGUUAUUGAUGUGAACAUUAUGGCAAAUGAAUCCAUAUUUGAUGUCUGAGUUAUCUUAAAACUGUAUUAUCAUGGUUCCUAUCUGUGUGAGAAGUUCCAGUGCAUCUGACUGUUUAUUGUAUACAUUAUUUUUGUUAAUAUAGUAAUAUUGGGAGACAAAUUGUUAAUAAUGUUUAAAAAGUAUUGUCUCCAUAUUGCCAGAUAUUGUUAUACCAUUAGUUCAUCUAUUAAGAUAAUAGGUAAUAAAAUCUACACUUUCA